AUGCAGGAGUACGGUGAGAUCGUUUGCGUGAUGGGCAGCUGCUUGAGCAUGGGAAAUAUGCGUUUACUGUCUCGCGGCGAUACCUGCAUUGCCCUUAGACCCGUUCUAUCACGUGUUUGUGGCCUUCAAAAGGAAACUGGCUCAUCUUCUGCAACCAUCUCCUGUAUGUCCGCUACUUCAUCUUCCUGUUCUUCUUUCUCUUCCUCCACUUCAUCCUCAAACUCCUCUUCUUCAAAUCUUGCGCCUCUCAACCAAUCAGUUUCUUCGGAUUCACUUAGAUGGGCUGGUCGAAAAAGCGCCAGUUCUCUACGCUCCUCAAUUGUCUAUAAUUCUCAAGCUAGAAAGCUUAUUUUGGCAGAGCCUUGCCUAUCUGCCAAUGAGGGUGAUAAUAAUUCGAAGCUCCUCUUCCAAAAUAGGAAUAUUGAUUCACAUCGCAUUCCAGGAGCUGCCUCAUCAGUGUCAUUUAUCAGUGACCAAUUGGCCGAAAACGAGGAACUUUUGAUGAGGCUGGAAGAAGAAAGCGCCGAAGUUGCAGAACGUAUCUUUCUCUCGGCUAGUCGAAGAUCAACUGCGAAAACAGUUGUGGGCGGACCCAAUGAAGCCUCUAUUCGCAUGCGAUUCGCUGAUGGAUCACAUCGGCAUGCACGCCAUCAGUGGUGCCGUUGGAGACUUUCGUUGGACACUGGUCGUAAGCGGCUCUCUUCUCACAAAGAGUGA
Protopolystoma xenopodis is the source of this 717-nucleotide messenger RNA. NCBI's taxonomy places the organism in Eukaryota, Metazoa, Platyhelminthes, Monogenea, Polystomatidea, Polystomatidae. The record is from the annotation of a GenBank genome assembly.